Messenger RNA from Pongo pygmaeus (Bornean orangutan), 11778 nucleotides. RefSeq names its product pleckstrin homology and FYVE domain containing 2 (gene PLEKHF2). The record is from RefSeq and is a predicted model, not a curated record. Gene Ontology annotation, molecular function: metal ion binding; phosphatidylinositol binding. Gene Ontology annotation, cellular component: early endosome. Bases 9133 to 9882 code for a protein of 249 amino acids. Lineage: Eukaryota; Metazoa; Chordata; Mammalia; Primates; Hominidae. Gene Ontology annotation, biological process: endosome to lysosome transport; endosome organization. The transcript is spliced from 2 exons.
UUUGGGAAGCCGAGGCGGGUGGAUCACCUGAGGUCAGGAGUUCGAGACCAGCCUGGCCAACAUGGUGAAAUCUUGUCUCUACUAAAAAUACAAAAAUUAGCAGGAUGUGGUGGUGGCCACCUGUAAUCCCAGCUACUCGGGAGGCUGAGGCAGAAUUGCUUGAGCUCGGGAGGCAGAGGUUGCAGUGAGCUGAGAUUUUGCCAUUGCACUCCAGCCUGGGUGACAAGAGCAAAACUCUGUCUCAAGAAAAAAAAAAAAAAAACCCAGAAAAAAAACAAAAAACAAAACUAUGAGGCCGUUUGAUAAUUGCUUAGCUAGUUAGUUCGUGACUCAGUUUUUUUGUAAAAUUAAUGAUCACUUAACAAAAUCGAGAUUAUUAAAUGAAAGAGUAUAAUGUGAAUGUGCUAUUAUGCACAUGUGUGGGUGCUGAGUAAAUGUUACUUCCUUUUUUUCUUUCUUGGCUGAGACUAUAGAAUAAGUCUAAUUUUCAGUAAUAGGCAUAUUUGGUGCCUAUGAGAGAUUUAAAGAAAAAAAAAAACUGACCUCUCUCUAAAUGUGAAUCAGAAUUUUGAAGUUUCCAUUUUUCUCAAUCCAGUUUUAAUACAUUUAAAAUUAACAUAUGGAAGUUUUGUCUUACCAAAGAAAUGAACCUCUUCCUUUUAUCACUAAUAAUUUCUACAACACAUACUGUGUAAUCGGUUGGCCACAGUGGCAGAAAUGCUGGUGGGAAGGGACAGAAAAAAUCUUGACCUCUCUUUUUGAUGGAAUAAGUAGAGUUUACUAAAAUUCCAAAGGCAAUUUGCUAAAUUUUCAAGUAUUUCUUUUUUUUUUUGAGAUGGAGUCUCGCUCUGUCACCCAGGCUCACUCAGCUCACUGCCAGCUCCACUUCUCGGGUUCAAGCCAUUCUCCUGCCUCAGCUUCCCGAGUAGCUGGGACUAUGGGCACCCGCCACCACGCCCGGCUAAUUUUUUGUAUUUUUAGUAGAGACGAGGGUUUCACCGUGUUAGCCAGGAUGGUCUCGAUCUCCUGACCUCGUGAUCUGCCCACCUUGGCCUCCCAAAGUGCUGGGAUUACAGGCAUGAGCCACCGCGCCCGGCCAAGUAUUUCUUUUUUGCUUUAUCAUCCUAAUGAUUUAUUGAGACUCUUACCAAGAAUUCCCUGAUUAUUAUUCUGGUUACUAAACUGUAGAACUUUUGAAAGUAAGAACUGUCUUGUCCCUUGCGGGUGGUAGGUACUCAGAAUAUUUGUUCAUUUGACUUAGAUGUGUUAAGAGAGGAAUAGUUUGCUUUACUAUUAUACAUUUGCUCAGGAGGAUGUACCUCUGGUAGUUUAUUGCUGUUUGUUUUUACCUCCAUUCUCCAGUUGCUUGUUAGUUUCUCCCUUUCCUUUUACAUUUUCUGUAAAGUUUCAAUCCAGUAGUAACAAGAUUUUAAAAUCUUGAUUGAGAUUAAAAGAGUCAUAAAUUUGAUUAAAAAUUAACUUGUAGACAAGUAAGUCUACAGUAAACCAGAAAAUAUGGCCCAUUUACUAUCAAAGACUCACUAUUUUAAGGACUGAAAGGGCUUUAAAAAUUAUUUAUGUUUUCUUCUUUAAAAAAAAAAAAGGUAAGUAAUUUGUAUGAAAUCACUUAUUUAGUGUCUGAACCAAGAUUAGAAUCCAGGUCCUUUAGUUCAUAGUUCAUUGGUUUUCCACUAUAAUGCACAGUUGAAUACUGAAGCUCACUGAUAACAGAUACCAUGGGUAUAUGUAAGAAAUAAAAUUAGAUUUGUUUUCAUUUUAAACUCACCUAUAAGGAUGAGAUAAGAAGUAUUGAUUUCCAGCAGGGAGAACUAGGACAUAGUAGUCUAUGACAUUUGGUCUCUCUUCUCAAUUGUAAGUAGGAUUCUGUGUCUUUUUUUUUUUUUGAAAGAGUUUUUUUAUCUUCUAGUAUUACAUUUUUAACAGGUGGUAGACACCCCACUGAAGAACAUGUUACUUUAAAAGCAAGAUGUUACCAAAAGACUAGGAUGGAGCUUAGGCAAUGUAAAUGCAGUUCUUGUCUGCAGUGUGAAGAAGAUGACUUGAAACCUUUCAUUAUAUUUAAAAAUUGCUAUAUAAAAGCUGGCUUUUAAAAGAUAUGCUUCUGCUCUAAUUUUUACGUUUUAACUGUGAAUUAACACUGCCAGGCACUGCUGGAAAAGAAGACAAAGAACGUAAAAAAAAAAAAAAAAGAGUCAAAUGGAAAACUGUUGAAAUUAAUGGAAUUCUAUGAAGUACCUGAAUGUGAAAAGAAACAAGUAUCAAUAGUUUUCCUAUUAACAGUUUCAACUAAUUAGAAAACAUACUGUAAAAAAGAGCUUAGAUUCAAAGUGGCAACAAAAAGUAUACAAAAUCUGGGAGCCUAUUUAAAAAGUGUAACUAUCUUACAGAAGAAACUUACAAAAUUACCAUGCCAUAAAAGAUUUGAAGCCUUGGGAAGAGAUAACUAUCACCCUUAAAUGCUCAAAACUGUAAAGAUGUUAAUUCUGAAGUAAUUUAUGGAUAUAAUUUUCAUCAGCAUUUCAGUGGGAUUUUAUUCUUUUAUUUAUUUAUUGUAAUUAAAAAAUGGUUCUAAACGUUAGCUACAUGUUACAAUUACCUGAGGAGCUUUAAAAAUACUCCGGUGCACAGGUCUUACCCUGCAUACCCCAGACCAAUAAAAUUAGACUGUCUGGGGGAAGAAUCUAGGUAUUGGUGUUUCUUAACCCUUGAUAUUUAUCAGCAGAGUUCAUUGUUCUUAAUUUUGGGUUUUCGGUUUCUUUUCUGAGUAGUUCUAAUUAUUGUAUUGAUUUAAUAUUUUAUAACUCAUUUCAUAGAGUCUUCCAAAGAACAAAAACAAAAUUUACUUAUUUUAAAAAGCAAAAUAAAACUCAUUCUAGUGUGCAGUUACCAUAUGGUUUCAUUGGGCAUUUAUAAAUCUAAGAUAUAUUAUGGGAUCUUAGUGAUUUUGCUUUUCCUAUAUCUUGAAGCAUUUUGCUAUUUCAUUUUCCUGCGAAUUAUUUAAUAAUUAUUCAUUAAUUUCCCCCAAUUAUGCCAAAAAGAAGAAAAUGGAAGAGUGAUAGAAUUGCCAAGAAGGAUGAUGCAGUGGUGAAAUAUAGCAUCACUACUGUAUCAUUUCUCAAAAAUAUGAAAACAGCUUUGAGAUCAUCCUUUUUAGCAUUUUUCUUCUAAGCUUUCAUUUAACAUAUUUGGGAAUUUGUAUUGUUUCCAUUUUUUAUUUUCUGUCUUUAAUAGCAAAGAAAAAAGGCAAAGGAAGACAUUUCAGAAUUAUUAGACCAGUCAGAAGAUAAAUGCAAAGAAACAACACUUAAUAAUGAUAGUGAAUUUAAUUGUAUAAGUGAAACCUUAGACUGUGAGUCUUCAAAUGAUGAUUUCCUAGAUGAGUUUUUUUCAAACUCAAGAAUUAAUGAACAGUAUUUCUAAGGACAAAAAAUGGAAAUAAUACACGUUCAUGCAUUCAAAGUUUCAUUCAAAGGAUGUUUCCUAUUUCGGAUAUAUAUACCUUUAAUAUCAGAGAAAGAUGGAAUUAAAAAAUUUGUUAUGUUUAAGUUUUUAUAAAGCUUUCUCUUAAAGUUUUUUUUUAAAAAACUACCCCUUUAUUCUUAUUUUUUAAAUUCGUCAUAAAAUUACUUAAAAUAUUAAAGACAAAAAGUAUUUUGGACCCAGAUAGUCAAUUGAGGUGAACAUUUUUUUCUGAUAUGCCAGAGAUUAAAUCUGCCUUGUGAUUCCAAUGUGAAGCUAAGGUUGAGAAGCACUAUUCUAAGUGGAUUUUAUCUAGACAAAUAAACAAGAUUAGUUAAAAUGUUUUUAAGAAAGUUGAGUAAUGGUCUAGAAUAGAGCUACCAGAUAUAUGGUACUGACAUAAGAAUUAUGAAACAGAUUAGUGGAUUAAAGCAGAUAGCCCAGAAGCAGAUCUUAGAAUAGGUAAAAAUUUAAUACGAGAGUGACAUCAAUCAGUAGAUUAGAUUACUAACAGCAUUAAUGCAAGCUACCACUCGUUGACUGCUUGCUGAACGUUUUAUAUGCGUUAUCUCAUCCAUCUUUUCCUUGAUGUAUCUGCUAUUAUUCCCAUGUACAAGUAAGGAUAUCUGAGGUCACACAGUUCUUGGUGUUUCUGGAACAAUUAGCUCUUUCAGAAUGCAAAUAUUUGAAAAGAAAAAAAGUAUUUUUACAUAUGCCAGAAUACAUUUUAGGUGGAUAAAAUAAUUAAAUGUAGAGUUUGUGUCAUAAAGCAUAGAUAAUAAAUAGGUGCAUCUGAUAUCUGGAUAGGGAAGCUUAGGAGUGAUGGAAGAAAAAUAGCGCAAAGAAAAGAUCUGUAAGUUUAACUGCCUAAGAAAUACAACUGACUUCAUGUCAAACACCAUAAAACUAUAGAUUAAUAUACUAGGAAAACAAAAAAAAGGGAUUAAUAGUCUUUAUAUGUAACACACUUGUAGAUUAAUAACCUCUAAAUAUAUAGUCUUUAAAAUGCAAGUGAUUAAUAAACACGUUAGAAAAUCAUUGACCUCAUUAGGUAGCUACAGAAGAAAACAUUCAAUUAAAUUAAAAGUACUUUUCCUUCCUAUCUUAGGACUUUUGCUUAAUAGUCUUUGCAUGGCUGACUCCUCAUCCCUUAAGACUCAGUUUAUAAUACUACCUCAGUGAGGCCUUUUUGUACUACUCAAUCUAAAUGAGUUUUCCCCUGUAUCUUGACAACCGGCUUAUUUCCUUCAUUGUACUUCAUCUUUUGGAAUUACUUAUUUAUUUAUUUAUGGGCUUUCUCUUCCGCUGGCCUCUAAGCUCUGAGAAGAAAAGCAUAAUACCCAGCAUCUAGAGAGUGCUCAGUGAAUAAUUGUUGAAUAAAUAAACACUAAAUAAAGGUGAGUAAAAUGAAUAAAGCAAGACCCUUUUAAAAAUCUGUCAUGCUUGCUGAAAUUUUUAAAGAAAAAUACCAUAUGUAGGACAAGAUGGAAUGGAUACUGUCAUUGUGCUGCUUGGUAAAUUGGUGUUACUUCCAGAAUGGAAAUUUUGUAAAAGGUAGCAAGAUUCUUUAUUCAUGCCUUUUGAGCCAGUAAUUUUAUUUACUUCUUGGAAUUUGUUCUAUGAAGCCACUUCUGCAAGGGGAUGGGAAAGCUUUCUCUUAGUUCUUCUUAUAUACACUGGUAUUCUUUCCCAAGAAAAGUAGACAUUAAUCAAAUUGGGCUAUGUUUAUAGCUCUCUUCUGCUUCCUCCCCUCAAUGAGUAGGAUAUGGGAAGGACUCAGUCCUUGGCUAGGCCCUAUAAUCUUGUGUUCUAAUCCUCUCACAAAAGUGUAGCAUUCUUACUGCUUGGGGCACCUCAGUGUGCUGGAGGUAAAUUUAGAUUUGGGCUUUAGGGGAAGGGAGAGGCCUUGCUUAGGCUCUGAACCAAAUGGUAGUGCCCUAAUCCAGUUUACCAAAGAACAUUAUUUGGGGUAUCUAGCUGUAACCCAGAUAAAAGUAGUACUUUGAUUUCCUUUUUGAUAACCUCUCCCCACUCCUCUCUUUCCUUGCUGCCUCCUAUUUCCCUACCACCAUUCCCUCUUUCUCUCUCUUAUAUGUGUUUGUGUGUGUGUGUGCAGGGCAGCAUUUAUGUAUUCCUGGGUUUUUUAGUUCAUUGCUUACCAUCUUUUUUUAUGUCUGACACAUACAGAAAAUAUUCAGGACCAAAAAGGAUAAUGGAAGAGGCUGCUUAAGGCCAAAGGCCUUAGGUUUUGUGCAUGCCCGUAGUUUUUCAGAUAUAGGUCACAACCCACCAAUCAAUCAAGUGGGUUGCCAGAAUCAUUAAAAUAAAUGAAGAUAAAAGAAUGCAUCAUUCAUUGUUGAAAUAAUUAUACGAGUGUUUGUAACCUUGCAAUAUAAAAUGUGUUUAUGUUGGUCAUUGUCAAACUUUGAAAGCUAUUUGCUUUGCUGCAGCCAAAUACUAAUUAAUAAUGCCUCAAACCUCGCUUAAGUUGCAUCAUUAUUAAGCAGGGAGAAAGAUUUAUGAACAAAGAUUUAGACUUAAUAUAUUGAAACAUUUGGACAAUGAAAGAUUAUCAAGACACCAGCUGGGUAAAUCAUGACAUAUCCAUCCUUUCAGGUGAUUUGUUCAAGGUAGUAUUCCCUUAUCUUCAGUAUUUUUAGGGUUUGCGGUGAAGGUCCAGAGGUUAGUUAAUAGCUUCCUUAGAGUUCUUGUAGAUUCAGUGGGGUUCUAAGAAACAAUUAGUGUACCAUAACAUACUGUAACAUCACAGAGAAAUCAGAUUUGAGGCCUGUUCUGCUGUGACAGCCUUGGGCAAGUUAUUUAACCCCUCCUUGGCUGUUUACUCAUCCAUAAAAUGGAGCUAAUAGUGCAUGUAUCAUAAGGUUGCUGUGAGAAGCAAAUACAGUAAUAAGUGCAAAGUGCACAGCACAUUGGUUGGACUCCCUAUGAGUAGAGUUCAUUCCAGGUUAAGUUUUGCUUUUACAUUAUUAAAUAUCUUUGUGCCUUUAUUUCUUCAUCAGCUCACAGUUCAGCUAAUAUUAUUAGAUGCUUCUUUGGGGCACAAUAAAAAACUUCUCUAGUAACUUCAUAGGCAUUUCAAACAGUUCAAAUCAGAAAAUAAUAUGAAAAGCACAGUACAAAUUUAUGAUAGUAUUCUCAUAGUAGCAAUAAUAGGAAAUCUGUUUGUGUUGUAUAUGAGUUAAUUAAUAACUAUAUGUUCAAAUGGGUGGACUCAGUAGUUGAUUCAGGUGGAGAUAAAUAGAUCCUUUCAGGUUUUUUUUAAAGUGCCAAUGUCUUUUCCUGCUUUAGGGCCUUUGCAGUUACUCCUUCUGUCUGGAAUAUUCUCCCCUAUCCUUACCCCUUCUUAUGUCUGUCCAUCUAGUACAGCUGAAAUGACACCAUUGUAGAAAGGCCUUUCCUGACCAUCUAGUCUGAAUAGCUCUCAGUUUCUUUUAAAAAUCACUUUUAAAAAAAAUCAUAGCAUUGAUUAGUACUAGAUUCUCAAUUUUGUAUUCUCUUUCCCUCUCCCCAACUGGAAUGUAAACCCUGAAGAGCAGGGACCUUGCCUGUAUUGUUUAAUUUACUAUUUUUUUAAAUUUUUAGCUGUUCUCACAUACUCAAGUAUGAUCGCCUGUGGUGUUUAUUUUUACUUUUCCUGCACCUAGAUCCUAAGUGCCUGACAAAUACUUGUGGAAUGCCUGAAUAUAAUGUAGAGUAUGAAAAAAUGAUCCAUAAUUAUACUUUCCAGAGAUAAAUUACCAUUGUUGAUAGUAUAUAUUUUUUAACUUUAUGUUCUGUGUGUGCUUACAGAUGCAGAUGUCUAUGAUUAUGCUUUUGAAAUAUAUAUUCCAUUGAGUCUAAAGAUAAACAUUUUUUACUAUAUUUUAUGUGUUUGAAAUUGGUCUUAUAAUCAAUGGUAUGCUGUGGUUUAAUUGGCAACAUUUUUCUCUUUAUGAGUUGCACAUAAAUAUGUCUUAAAAUCUAUAGCAUCUUAGAUGUGAUGAAAUGUGGUAUUUAUUUGAAAUAAAAAUGAGAACAGGAAGUUCAUCUCUUUUCCCCACCUAAAGAUCUUGAGCAUUUCCCUUGUCACUGGUUUUAGAUCUAUCUUAUUCUCAAGAUAUAUGAUUAAGGGUGUGUCAUAACUUUUUCAACCAGUUCCUCUUGAUGGCUAUUUGGAGCUUUUCCAAUUGUUUUCCUGUUAUAAACAAUGCUGUGCUUAUUAUCUUUGUACAUAUCUUUAUGCACGUGAGUGAAAUUUAUUUAAUUAGAUUGGUGAAUACACAUAUUCUCUGUAGUGUACAAGGGUACCUAUUUCCCUAUACCUUUAUGAGUACUGCAUCUUAGUAAAUUUAAAAAUUUUUAUUAAUCUAAGUGAAAAAUAUACUAAUGUUUAAUAUCAUUUCUUUAAUUAUGAUAGAGAUUGAGCCUCUUUUCCUGUUUAUUAGCCGUUUUUAUUUCCUUUUCUGUGAUGUACUUGUGCAUAGGAUAGUAGGCUUUUAAUUGGCUGGCAUUAAUUAGAAACCUUUCCUAAUUAGAAACCUUUCCAGUUUGGAACCAUGCAUUAUCCUAUUCUUGGGAAUAACUUUUAGGCCUGCUACAUCCUACCUUUGUGGAGGACAAGAGGGCUUUAUAAGGACCCAAGAUUUGCGGGGAGACAGAAUUCAGGAAUAACCAGAAUUCUAGUGUCCUUUAUAAUGAAGUCCAAGAAGGGCUAUAGUGUCAGUUUUUGAGCUGAAUACUGGAACUUAUACUAUGCUGUUAGUCUUUAAACUUUAAAUGUUCUUCUUCUCAAGGCUUGUUGUUCUUUAAUAUGACUUGGUUAUAGUAUAGUAGUAUUAGUUUAGUAGGUUUGAAAUAGGAUACAACUCUGGGACUUGAGUGAAGUCAAUAUUGGACUGAGAGAUUAAAUGUUUAAUUAAUAGGGUGUUUUGCACAUUGUUAAAAUGUUAUUAACAUUUUUUAGUACCUUUUCUGUGUCAGACCAUAUCAGUUUCAAACAAAGCUAUCAGAUGAUCUCUGCUUUUUAGGUUCCGCAUGGUUUCUGGAGGAACAGAUUGCAGUCCUUUGGUAAAAGUGAAGCUAGAAUAUACAUGGAAUAUGGAUAGCUCACAGGAAGGGUUUUAGUCUAGCAUAGGAGUUUAAAGAAGCCUUCCUGGAGGAGACAUGAUAACCUAAACUAAGUCUUGAAGGAUGAAUAUGAGUUAGCUGCAGUAGUAAGUAGUAAAACGAGCAACAGUGAAAUGGACUACAAGUAGUAGAGUGUUCUUAGAAUAUGACAUUUGAGGUGAAGACUGAUUUAUGGUGAGGUUGGAGUGACAAGUAAGAACCAAGUAAUGAAAGGCUGUGAACACCCUGUAUUUAAUAGGUUAAGGGAUCAUUUUGAGCAAUGAUGGGGUCAAAUUAGUGUUUUAGAGAUCACUGCCCAAAGAUUGAUUUGGAGGCAAGACUGAAGGCCAGGACACAUGUUGGGAAACAGUUCUAGUAAUCCAGGUGAGAGAAUUAAGGCUGUAGCUCAGUGGUAAUAGCUUACUCGGAAAAUUGUAGUCAUUUUUCUUAGUUUAUGUAACAUUUUGUUCUCUAUUGUUCAGAAUCCCAUUGAGAUUACAUUUCAUUGAACGGGGUUUAUUAUUUUGCAGAGGCUAUUAGUGAAAGAUGGUGGAUCGCUUGGCAAACAGUGAAGCAAAUACUAGACGUAUAAGUAUAGUGGAAAACUGUUUUGGAGCAGCUGGUCAACCUUUAACUAUACCUGGACGAGUUCUUAUUGGAGAAGGAGUAUUGACUAAGUUGUGCAGAAAAAAGCCCAAAGCAAGGCAGUUUUUCUUAUUUAAUGAUAUUCUUGUAUAUGGCAAUAUUGUCAUCCAGAAGAAAAAAUAUAACAAACAGCAUAUUAUUCCCCUGGAAAAUGUCACUAUUGAUUCCAUCAAAGAUGAGGGAGACUUAAGGAAUGGAUGGCUAAUCAAGACACCAACUAAAUCUUUUGCAGUUUAUGCUGCCACUGCUACGGAGAAAUCAGAAUGGAUGAAUCACAUAAAUAAAUGUGUUACUGAUUUACUCUCCAAAAGUGGGAAGACACCCAGUAAUGAACAUGCUGCUGUCUGGGUUCCUGACUCUGAGGCAACUGUAUGUAUGCGUUGUCAGAAAGCAAAAUUCACACCUGUUAAUCGUCGCCACCAUUGCCGCAAAUGUGGUUUUGUUGUCUGUGGGCCCUGCUCUGAAAAGAGAUUUCUUCUUCCUAGCCAGUCCUCUAAGCCUGUGCGGAUUUGUGACUUCUGCUAUGACCUGCUUUCUACUGGGGACAUGGCUACAUGCCAGCCUGCUAGAUCAGACUCUUACAGUCAGUCAUUGAAGUCUCCUUUAAAUGAUAUGUCUGAUGAUGAUGAUGAUGAUGAUAGCAGUGACUAAGGACACAUUUGGGAGUAUUUAAUCAGGUGUGGCUAUCUGAGAAAUCAACUUUGGGAGAAAUGUAAGAUUCUGAGCUCUGUUUUGUUCUAGCCAUGAAUUUGCCUGAGAAACUUGUAACCUAUGUGCCUCAAUAUAUUCCAUAGAAAGUAGGUCCCCCUGCCUUCUCCCACUCCUGGCACUCUUCUACAGGGAUAGACUUUUGCAAAUAUAUCAGAUAAAUUUUUUGUUUCUUAUUCUUGUUUAUUUUUAGGUUAUUUUCUUGGAAGGUUGGGAAAAGAUGUUUGUUUAACAGAUCAUGUACUACAUUGUUGUUUUCAUUUCUGUUAUAAGUAAAACUAAAAGCACAGAAUGGUGGGAAAGGGGCUGUAAUGUGGUUCAUUAAUAAUGUUAGCAGCUUUUUUCUAACCAUCCUGUCUAAUGGUUAAGACACCAGUAACAAAAACACAUGAUUUGGAAAUACUUUGUUUGGCUUUUUCAUAUACCUAGUGGUGCCUUAUCAUAAUAGCACUGUUACAUGAAAUAAGCCCCUACCUUCUUACUUUCUGGUUUGUUGAAAAAAUACACUGGUGCUCUUUGAAGUGAUAAAAUGAGUGUUUAUGAAUGGGUGUAAUUAGGAAAUACUUCUCAUCUGACAGCUACAAAUAACUAAGUUUGGAGGUAUUUUCACUCUAUAUGAAUAAAUAUUUUUCCAUAAAAUAGUUGUGAUUAUAUUUUUGUUUUAUAUAGGUCCCAAAUUAUAAUUGUCAAAUAUAUAUUUUAAAUUAAUAAUAGGUUGUCAUUCUUAGGAAUUUGGUUUGAAAUCUAUCAGUUAUAUAGAAUUGUCAUACUGCAUUAGCUUCUACCUUUAGUAAGACAUAUUUUUUAGAUACAAAUUCAUCUGCUUUAACAUUAUUUCUGGAUUGAAAAUCUUAUAAAACCCUUGAAAAUAAACAGUCUCUUUUUUACAAAGCCUGUGUUAGAGCACAGAUUUACCUAGGCUUGAAGAUUUGGAAGAAAUAAUAUGUAAGAAUGGCCUCAAGGCAGACCACUUUAACUUUGGCUAGACUUCAUAUCGUGGAAGUAUUGUCUAUUUCAGUGUGAAACUAUCUUGAAUUUGCAAAUAUAGUGUUAUAUUUUAUAAAGUUUUGUAAAAUCCCAAACAAUAUUUCUAUUUUUGUAAAACAGUUGUAUGUGUAAUCUGUAUCUGAAAUCAUUUUGCAAUCUAUGGAAAUAGAGUAGCAAUUGCUAUUUCUAAAUUGUGAACUUUUAAGUCAAUCUAGAUUUAUUUUGAGAAGUAAUUGUUCACUCUUUACUUUUGAGGCAGCCAUUAGGUUGAAAGUAUGUAUUUAUCAUAUAAAACUUGAUGCGUUUUGCACUACUCUCUCCAUUUAUAUGCUGCAAACAACUACAGUCUUUGAAAUAUGGAAAAUCAGCAGUCUAAAGUUUGUUUUAAAUUCUAAAUUAAAAAAAUCUUCAAAUCUGAAUAUACCGCAAAUGUCAUGAGAAGUUUGAUUCAGUAACUUGUGAUGGAGGAUUCUUUGGUAUCUUACUGUUUGGUUAAGGCACUAAUUUUACUUACCUAUUAGAUUUUGAAAGCAUCUGAGAUAUACGAAUCUCCCUGUAGGAAAUGUGAAAGAAAAGCACAACAAAACUAGGGUUUUUUGUUCGUUUGCUUGCUUUUAUGAUUUUUUUUGGUUUGUUUUAAUAUCAGGUGGAUUUUUGUUUCUAAGCAAUAUAUACAUAUAAUCAACCAACAUAUCUGAAAAGGAUCAUGAAACCUGAGAAAUGCUAAUGGAGAUUUGCUGGUACAUAGGAAUCUAGCAAAUUCAGGAACCAAGGGGAAAUAUUCUGAGAUAACAUUUACAUUGUCAACCUUUAUUGACUUUGUUUUUACAAUAAAAAAUAUUUUACAACUUA